Messenger RNA from Andrographis paniculata, 1805 nucleotides. Its product is annotated as probable CoA ligase CCL5. Gene Ontology annotation, molecular function: CoA-ligase activity. The transcript has 5 exons. The record is from RefSeq and is a predicted model, not a curated record. The coding region runs from base 60 to 1745 and encodes 561 amino acids. Gene Ontology annotation, cellular component: peroxisome. NCBI's taxonomy places the organism in Eukaryota, Viridiplantae, Streptophyta, Magnoliopsida, Lamiales, Acanthaceae.
AAGGAGCAGUUAAUUCCGUACCGAUCACGAAGAAGCUAAACUUCUCCACCUCCUCUUCAAUGGCGGAAAACUCCUCCGACUCCUAUUCCGAUAUCGACCCACGCAGCGGCUUCUGCAGAACCAACCGCACCUUCUACAGCAAGCGCAACCCCGUCGCCAUUCCCUCCAACCAAUGGCUCGACGCCACCACCUACAUCUCCGCCCGCCCCCACCGCGCCACCGUCGCCUUCAUCGACGCCGCCACCGGCCACCGCCUCACCUUCCCCGACCUCUGGCGAGCCGUCGAAUCCGUCGCUACCUCACUCUCCGUAGACUUAGCCAUACGCAAAGGCCAAACAGUCCUCAUUCUCAGCCCUAAUUCAAUCGAAUUCCCGAUCGUCUUCCUCGCCGUAAUCUCCAUCGGCGCCGUCGUCACCACCGCCAAUCCUCUCCUCACUUCCGACGAAAUCCAGAAACAGAUCGCCGAUUCCAAACCAGUCCUCGCCUUCACCACUCUACAUCUCAUCCCCAAACUCGCCGCCUCAAAUCUCCCCAUCGUCCUCCUCCGCUCUGGCGCCGUGAAAUUAAAUCGGAGAUCCGACGCUCUGCGAAUCGUCGAUUCAAUCGAAGAAAUGAUGAAUCGAGAAGUGAGUCGCAACCGAGUCAAGGAACGAGUCCACCAGGACGACGCCGCCACUCUCCUCUACUCCUCCGGCACCACCGGCGCAAGCAAAGGCGUCGUAACUACGCACAGAAACCUAAUCGCCAUAACCGAAAUGCUCCUACAACGACUCGGAUCAGACGAAGAGAAGAACAGAAUUAUGGUCUGCACCGUACCGAUGUUCCACAUCUACGGAGUAGUCGCCUUCGCCACCGGUCUCAUCGCCGCCGGCGCAACCGUCGUCGUCCUCCCCAAAUUCGAUAUGCACGAACUGCUAACCGCAAUCCAGAAUUUCUCCGUCAACUAUCUCCCCCUAGUUCCGCCAAUCCUCGUCGCCUUAACCGCCAACGCCAAGAAGCUCAGGAACAAGUACGAUCUGAGCAGCUUAAAAAUCAUCAACUCCGGCGGCGCGCCGCUGAGCAAGGAAGUCACGGAGGAAUUCCUGAAACUGUAUCCGAACGUGAUGAUUCGCCAAAGCUACGGUCUGACUGAAUCGACCGCCGUCGGAGCGUCGAGUGACACUAUGGAUGAGUGCCGGAAGCACGGAUCGGCAGGGCUUCUGUCGCCGAACAUGGCGGCGAAGAUCGCCGAUCCAGAAACCGGUGAGUCGCUGCCGGUGAACCGGACCGGUGAGCUUUGGUUAAAGGGACCCGCCAUAAUGAAAGGUUAUUUCCGCAACGAAGAGGCAACAAACUCGACUCUAGACUCUGAAGGAUGGUUAAGAACAGGAGAUUUGUGCUACAUUGAUGAAGAUGGCUUCUUAUUUGUUGUGGACAGGAUCAAAGAACUCAUCAAGUACAAUGGCUAUCAGGUUCCUCCGGCGGAAUUGGAGGCCUUGUUACUCGGCCACCCUGAAAUCGAAGAUGUUGCAGUCAUACCGUUCCCGGAUAAGGAUUCCGGGCAAAUUCCGAUGGCAUAUUUGGUGCGUAAAUCCGGAAGCAAGAUAUCUGAGACCGAAGUCAUGGAGUGGAUCGCUAAAAAGGUUGCUCCAUACAAGAAGAUUCGACGAGUGGCCUUCAUAUCUUCCAUCGCAAGGAAUCCGGCGGGAAAGAUUCUAAGGAAGGAUCUCAUCAAGCUUGCAACGGCUACUUCCUCCAAAAUUUGAAUCUAAUGUCGUUGAAACAAUAAAAUUUAAUCAAGGAAAAUGAUUGAUUUCCUGUCUCAA